AUGCUUAAACGCUUUCAAGGAUACAAUCUCUUAACAAUGUUCCUGUCGACGGCCGCUGUUACGAAGUUGCUGUGUUUGUUGGCGGUGGUGUGCUCAGUGGGAUGUCUUCAGUUGGAAAGUCAAGCUUCCACACGAAGGCCGAGGGUCACAAAAUACAGUAAAACUACUGUAGCACCUGGUGGAUCAACAGAGGCAGCCACAGAAAGAAGUUUAGACACUGCUACGUACCGACUUCGAGAUGGCGAUGAGACGUGUAUUCUCCUUACCGUGGAUGCGUUGCUCGAUAUAUCAUACCUCACCAAGCUGAAUGAAAGAGCUGACGCCAAUACUUUUGUUCCUAACAAUGCAAACGUGGCAGGGGUCUGUAAGGAGGGUGACGCAGAGACCCUUAUAAUAUCUUUCAAAGAGUUCUCAUUAGAGUGGUAUUUCGCAAAGACUCCAGGCGGUGAACGCUGGUAUGUAAGCAGUAUGCGUCUCACGUAUAACUCCAGCGCGCGAAUAUUAGAGCAUGCAGCUAAACAAGGUCGCCGGGUCACACUUACUACAGACGCUAGAGCACUCCUGUUCCCCACGCCGGUGGGGAAGUCCUUCUACUGUCCUGAAGAGACUAUCGUUGAGCUAACCGAAAGUGAUACAAGUGCGGCUACAGCACAACGGGCGAAGCUGUAUCUGAGACAGAUGCGCCUGCAGGCGUUUAUGUACAAGCGAGAUGGCGAGUUCGGUCCGCCGUGGCACUGCUCGGACUCGGCUCGGGCGCGCUCGGAGGCGGCGCCGGUGGCGGUCGGCGCGGCGCUCGCCAUAGCGACGGCCGGCACGCUCGUAGGUUACGCGAUCUGGCGUUAUUUGAAAGUCAAGAAGGUACAAUAUGACACGAUGGAGUGA
This is a messenger RNA of Diatraea saccharalis (sugarcane borer), 882 nucleotides long. The record is from the annotation of a GenBank genome assembly. Lineage: Eukaryota; Metazoa; Arthropoda; Insecta; Lepidoptera; Crambidae.